Molecule: messenger RNA, 1134 nt
Organism: Pantherophis guttatus
Lineage: Eukaryota; Metazoa; Chordata; Lepidosauria; Squamata; Colubridae
Product: cyclin-dependent kinase 4 inhibitor B-like
Biological process (GO): regulation of cyclin-dependent protein serine/threonine kinase activity; negative regulation of cell population proliferation; regulation of G1/S transition of mitotic cell cycle
Cellular component (GO): nucleus; cytoplasm
Molecular function (GO): cyclin-dependent protein serine/threonine kinase inhibitor activity; protein kinase binding
Source: RefSeq, a predicted model, not a curated record
GAACAAGGGAACAACAACGAUCCUCACUCGUUCUGUUACCUUGAAGAGAGGAAAGGCGAUCGGUGGGAGGAAAAAAAAAAACAAACAACAGCCGAAGAAGACGGUAAACUCGAAGGGAAGGAGAUUGUCCGAGGAGUUGGAGAGGAAACCAGAAGGGCGGAUCGUGAAUCUUUGCAAGACUGGUGCCCGGGUGUGCGAGAGAGAAAAGGAACGGAGCCAGCCGCUGCCAGAUGCGCUAGGCGCUCGUCCCUAGAGAACACUGCUGGGUCAAACAUGGAAGCUCCAAAUGGAGACGAGUGGCAGGCAAAUCAACUGGCCAACGCUGCCGCCCGCGGAGAUCUGGAGACAGCGACGAGGCUGCUGGAGAGCGGGGCGGAUCCCAAUGCCACCAACGUCUUCGGCCGGAGCCCGAUUCAGGUUAUGAUGAUGGGAAACUCCAAAAUGGCAGAGCUGCUGCUGCAGAGAGGAGCAGAUCCCAACCAGCCAGACCCCUCCACAGGUGCAAUGCCAGCCCAUGACGUGAGCCGGGAGGGAUUCCUGGACACUUUGAAGCUCCUACACCACUGGGGGGCUCGCUUUGAUCAUCUGGACAGAUGGGACCACAGCCCGCUAGACCUGGCAAGAAUGAAUGGGCACAAUCACGUGGUUGAUUACUUACAAGAAUUAUCUGGUUGAAAUGUUUCAAUGUGAUACACGAAGAAGCAGUAGAAAGACUGGAAAAGGGAAUGCUGCUGAAAAGUAAUGAAAAUAACAGCAAUAAAGACCAUGGUAGCUUGGACAGACCUGGGACGGUCAUACUGGAUGCCCUUUUUUCCUCAUGGAAAGACUAGAAGGUACAUGCUCUUUCCGACUGAAAGUAGGGUCUUCUUUUUUUUUUUCCAGGCUAUUCUCAUAAAAAAAAAAACAUUAACUGCAUAUAGGGAAUUUAUCAAUUGGAAAAAUUAUGAGUUCUCUCUUCUGGCUUGCUAAUUUGACUGUAUAUGUCCUCAGAUUUCCUCCCCACUUCUCUCCUCCCGCCCAAACGGAACUGCAACUCACCAUAGAAUUCUCUUCCAACCCUUGCGUUGUACUGCAUGGUUCCAAUGGUUUUAUGUUCAUUUGUCCUGCUUGUUCAAAAUAAAUAAUUUAUUCCUA